AUGAAGAAUUUUCUUCUGAUUUUCGUCAUUUUCCAAAUUUUCUCAAUAAUUAUGGUUUCGACUGAAAGUCCAGGUAAUUUUUGAAUUUUUUGAAUUUCGCGCCUUGAAAAUUCAGGGGGAAAUUUGAAUUUUUGAAUUUUCUAGGGCUUUUAAAAUUUUUCUGGGCUUCUGAAGGCUUCUCCAGACCUCAAAAAAGCCCAAAAUUUAAAUUUUUUUCAAUUUUCCAAGGCGCGAAAUUCAAAAAUUCGAAAAAAAAAUUCGUCACUCAUCAAAAAAGUUGCCAUUUUGUGAGGGAGUCAAUUUCCUUUGUGGUCAGCUAGAAAAAAAUUAUUUUUCAUUUUUUUUUCGUAUGAAAAAAAUUCCCAAGUGACCGGGAAAAAGAAUUUUUUUGAGUUAAAAACAUGACGUAUUUUGAUGAGGAAAAACUUCAAAAAUCAUAGAUUACAGACCUAUUUUUAGGCCUGAAAGUGGGCCUAAAAGGCUUUAGUUUAAGGCUUAGAGUUAGGCUAUUUUAAAGCUAAAUUUUCUAGGCUUCUCAGGCUUUUAGGGCUUGAUAAGGCCCAAUUUUUCUCCAAAAACAAAAUUUUUGCAAAAAAAAUCGUCACUCGCAAUUUUUAGCGAAAAAAAUUGAAAAAAUAAUUAUUUUCCAGAAGAUCAGAUAAAAAUUCAAUUUUUUUCGCUUUGAAAAAAUCUGGAUUGAAAAUUUGAAUUUUUUUUUGAAAAAAAAAAUCCACGUGGCAUUUUUGGCGCCAAAAAAUUCAAAAAUGUUCCAGAAUCGCUCUAUCUUCGCCCUCGUCGCUCUGGAAUUUUAUUCGGAAAAUUGGCGCGAAAUUGGGUCACCGAUGAUAAGCGAAUCGUUUUGAGACCUUUGACGGACACUUUUCAAAAUUCCGAUUUUUAUUAUCGAUAA
Messenger RNA from Caenorhabditis angaria, 910 nucleotides. Lineage: Eukaryota; Metazoa; Nematoda; Chromadorea; Rhabditida; Rhabditidae. The record is from the annotation of a GenBank genome assembly.